This is a messenger RNA of Cucumis sativus (cucumber), 1661 nucleotides long. RefSeq names its product probable transcription factor At3g04930. Gene Ontology annotation, biological process: regulation of DNA-templated transcription. The transcript has a single exon. The record is from RefSeq and is a predicted model, not a curated record. Gene Ontology annotation, cellular component: nucleus. The coding region runs from base 219 to 1427 and encodes 402 amino acids. Lineage: Eukaryota; Viridiplantae; Streptophyta; Magnoliopsida; Cucurbitales; Cucurbitaceae.
GAAUCACAAGAUAAGCGCGUGGGGGUUAGAAAGUUAGGCGGCCUUCAAGUCCAUCGAACCCACACUCUCUCUCACACGCCAUCGCAAACCAAAACCAAAACCUCGUGAACCCAAAUACCAAACAAAAACAAACCCUCUUUCUCUCUCUCUCUUUCUUCUCUUUCUUCUCUUUCUCUUUCUCUUUCUCUUCCUCUCCUCUCCAUUCGUCUCUCUCCUCCAUGGAUCCUCGCAACGACGCCGUUUUCCCCGACGAAGACCUCGAAGACGACGAGGAAUCACUCGACGACGACGACGACGACGAGGAAGAGGAAGAAUUGAACGACGAACCUUCUCCUUCCACUUCCUCCGCCGGCCCCCUUCCUGUCACUUCCGUCUCCGCUACCGUCACCAUCGCCACUCCCCCGGCUGUCUCCGUUGUUCCUCCUCCUUCGAUCGUUUCAAUCUCCUCCGCCGAUCUGAUUCGCCAGCGUCUCGAAACUGCUACCGCUGAGCCCUUGACCUUACCGGGAGAGAAGAAGCCUUUGGAUGAGUCCAGGAAGUUGUUUCAACGUCUUUGGACCGAUGAGGAUGAGAUCGAGCUGUUGCAAGGGUUUUUAGAUUAUACGAUGCAGCGUGGUACGACUCAUCAUCAUCAGAAUGAUACCGCCUUGUUUUAUGACCAGAUCAAGUCUAAAUUACAGUUGGAUUUUAACAAGAAUCAGCUUGUGGAGAAGCUUCGGAGGUUGAAGAAGAAAUAUCGUAAUGUUAUUGGUAAGAUUAGCUCUGGUAAGGACUUUAAUUUUAAAAGCCCUCACGAUCAAGCUACGUUUGAGAUCUCUCGCAAGAUCUGGAGCAAUACUGGCCGAAUUGGAGUUGACGACAACGCUUUGGAUGACGAUGAGCCUGCUCCGACUCCUUAUGCUACCUACAUGGAUCAUAGAAACGAAGAAAUGAUGGCGAAUUGUGCAGAGAAGAAACCGACGCCUACUCCGAAAUCGCGGAAGCGUUCAAGGCCUGGAUCGGGAAUUAGAAUGGAAGCGCCGCGUUCUUCCCAUGAGAAUUUGAAUAAAGAGAAGAAUAGUAUCUACCACCACCACCACAACCACAACAACAACAACAACGCCAACAACAACGAAAAUGUCAAUAACGUAGCGGUAUCUGGCUUGAUCGAGGAGACGGUGAAGAGCUGCUUGUCGCCAUUGUUUAAGGAAUUGUUGAAUACUUCCAUGGGAGGUGGGCUCUGUGGAGGCAGAGCGUUUAGUGGUUUAGCUUUGCAUCCAAUUCCAUUGAGCUUCAGUGGAGCUUCCUUGAAUUUCAGUGGUGGAUUAGAAAUGGGGGAUGAGAGGUGGAGGAAGCAGCAGAUUUUGGAACUGGAGGUUUAUUCGAAGAGGUUGGAGUUGGUUCAGGAGCAAAUUAAGACGGCAUUAGAAGAUUUGAGGAAAGUCUAAAACUUUGAAGAAUUGGGUAUUAUUUGUAAGUGCUUUGGCUUUCUCUUUUCUCUUUCUCCUUUUUAGUUCUUGAUAAAUGUUUGAUCUGCGGUUGAUAGUGUACUUAGUGGCAUCCUUUGGGGUCAAUUUGGUAGAAUAAUUGUAAAAAUGAAUUUAUAAUAAAACCACUCAUUUACAAUGUGUUGAUAUAACAUAGUUUUUUGACUCAUGAAAUCCAUUAAACCAUUGCCAUCA